AAAAUAAUAUGUGAAAACUGAAAAGCUGAAAGCAUUUCCGGUAAAACCUUGCUAUUUGCUUCCGUUUUCAUUAGUGGAGCUUGUUUUAAUCACCGCCACUGCCCGAUUGGUUCAACAACCCGAGGCUAAAGUUGACAACACAACACCGCCCGCGCCGAACAGAUCCCGAGACCCAACCCGAGUGCAUACUCGUUACAAAGCUUGUGUUUGCACGAAUACGUGUAUUAAAAGUGUUGUUAACCAAAACGUAAGCAGUCUUGCGUGUCUUUUAACGUUAAUUGGAAAUGCAAUGCAACGUUUUUCUUAACAGAAGGGAUUUUAAAACGUAAUUAAGUCAUCCAGGGGGGAAAAAAAAGGGACGACGUGUAUACGUUUAUGUUUUUAAUGAGCAUCUGGAGGGAUGAAGAUCACAGACAGCCUGUUGAGGAGCUUUAAAGUUGCCAGGACUUAUCGACUGAAUUCAGACAAAGUUAAUUGUGUGGACUACAGCUCCAAUGGCGAAAAUUUCGUUUCGAGCAGCAACGACGACUGCAUUCUUUUAUUUGACAUCCAGGAGGGGAAGCCGGUCAGUAGUCUGUACAGCAAGAAGUACGGAGUGGACCUCAUCCGCUUCACCCACGGGGAAGCCCAGAAUGUGGUCUUCAGCUCCAACAAACUCGACGACACGAUCAGAUAUCUGUCGCUCACUGACAACAAGUUCAUCCGAUAUUUCCCCGGCCACGCUGCAAGGGUAACUGCGCUCUCCAUGUCUCCGGUGGAUGAGACGUUCAUCUCCAGCUCGUUGGAUAAGACGAUCCGCAUCUGGGAUCUGCGCGCUCCCAACUGUCAAGGUCUGACGGACCCUCUGGGGACACCCGUGUGUUCGUUUGACCCGGAUGGCCUGGUUUUUGCGGCGGGGGUGGAAUCACAGGCCGUCAAACUGUACGACACUCGGGCUUUUGACAAGGGUCCCUUUGCGUGCUUUGACGUCCGAUUAAAUCGGGUCUGCGACUGGACUGGACUGAAGUUCAGUAACGACGGGAAGCUUAUUCUCAUUUGCACCAACGGAGGCGCUGUUCGCAUCCUGAAUGCCUUCAGCGGCUCGGUGCUGCACACCUUUACAGGUUAUAACAACAGUAAAGGCGUCUCCCUGGAAGCCUCCUUCACCCCAGACUCCCAGUUUGUCAUGAUCGGUUCAGAGGACGGAAGAGUUCACGUUUGGAGCACUGAAAGUGGGAUGAAGGUGGCAGUGCUGGACGGCAAACAUCCAGGACCUAUCAACGCUCUGCAGUUCAACCCCAGAUACAUGACGUUUGCCACCGCCUGCGCAAACACGUCUUUUUGGCUGCCGUGCAUUGAUGACUCAUAGAGGGACCACAACACCUUCCCAACCAGCACUGACCAGGGAUAUCUUAAUGUGUUGGACUCUAUUUUGGCACAGUUGCAUACGUGUCACCCAAGAAGUUCAUGCGUAUUCUUAAGCGCUCUUGUUUUUGCACUUAAAUGUGUGUUGUUGUUGUUUUUUUUUGAGGGGUCAGUAUUAGGAAGCUCUUGAAAAAGCUUUCACCACUUUUAAAAAAAAUGUUUUUAAGAAGUGUUUUUAGUUUAUAAACAUUUAUAUCAUGUCUUUGUCACUUCUUGUUCAAUAAACUGUUUUUAUUUGCAUUGUUA
Fundulus heteroclitus (mummichog) is the source of this 1650-nucleotide messenger RNA. Its product is annotated as WD repeat-containing protein 82. The transcript has 9 exons. Gene Ontology annotation, molecular function: chromatin binding; protein binding. Bases 401 to 1348 code for a protein of 315 amino acids. Gene Ontology annotation, cellular component: Set1C/COMPASS complex. The record is from RefSeq and is a predicted model, not a curated record. Lineage: Eukaryota; Metazoa; Chordata; Actinopteri; Cyprinodontiformes; Fundulidae.